Messenger RNA from Stegodyphus dumicola, 468 nucleotides. RefSeq lists its product as uncharacterized. The record is from RefSeq and is a predicted model, not a curated record. NCBI's taxonomy places the organism in Eukaryota, Metazoa, Arthropoda, Arachnida, Araneae, Eresidae.
AUGGGUAAUCUACCUAAGCAUCGUGUAACACUCGAGAGGCCUUUCUUCAACUGCGGAGUGGACUAUGCCGGUCCUAUUUCAAUCAAAUUCAACAAGGGUCGUGGAGCAAAAUCAACCAAGGGUUACAUUGCUCUAUUUAUUUGUCUCGCUACUAAGGCACUACACAUCGAGGCAGUGAGCGAUUUAACCGCUGAUGCAUUUUUAGCUGCUUUGCGUCGCUUCAGUGCUAGACGAGGAGCUCCAAGUCACAUUUACAGCGACAAUGCAACAAACUUCGUUGGGGCUAAUCGAAAGCUCAGCGAAAUACAACGAUUGUGGGCUUCACUUCCUAAGAACGAAGCCGUUGCUCAUCAUUUAACUCAAGCAUCAAUAGAAUGGCACUUUAUACCUCCAGCAUCUCCUCAUUUCGGAGGAAUUUGGGAGGCCGCAAUUAAAUCAACCAAAUAUCACUGUAAAAGAGUAAGGUGA